Serpula lacrymans var. lacrymans S7.9 is the source of this 1283-nucleotide messenger RNA. RefSeq lists its product as uncharacterized. Gene Ontology annotation, molecular function: nucleic acid binding; 3'-5' exonuclease activity. The record is from RefSeq and is a predicted model, not a curated record. Lineage: Eukaryota; Fungi; Basidiomycota; Agaricomycetes; Boletales; Serpulaceae. The transcript has 3 exons. Gene Ontology annotation, biological process: nucleobase-containing compound metabolic process. The coding region runs from base 112 to 1137 and encodes 341 amino acids.
GCGCCUCACGACUUUCACAUUGCCAGUAUCCAUGCUUCCCUACAACGAGGCCAUUUUUACUUCCGCCCUUUAACUACUUCAAUCUCUCUUCAAUCUUUUGGACUAUGCACAAUGGACGACGGUCCAGCGUAUACAUUGUGCAGCACCAGCAAGAGUGUCACGAACGCCGUCAGUGUACUAUCUCAUUCGCCCUAUUUGAUCUUGGAUUGUGAGGGGAAGAACAUAGGGCGCAUCGGUGGUGUUCUCUCGCUGCUGUGCAUCGGGACCGCAAGAGCGCAGCAUAUCUUUAUUUUCGACGCCCUCGCCCUAAAUCAAGAUGAUCCUGCCGUGCAGUCAUUGCUAUGGCUCUUAAGCAGUCCAUAUGUGACCAAGGUCAUGUGGGACGGCCGUCAGGAUUUUCUGGAGAUAUGGGACAAGUACGGUAUAACCUUAGGGAAGAUACUUGACCUGCAGUUAGUUGAAGUUGUGUCCCGUAAGACGGUGCGCCAUGAAGAUGAGAACAAACGCGUGGCUCGUAUUGCUGGACGUUGCCUGCCGUGGAAAGUCGUCAAAUCAAACAGAGAACUGUGUCAAAACAUUCAUGUCGUCCUUGGUAUGCAGGGAUGCUUCCAGGAGAACAAGUUACCUUUCACGGGGAAAGAUCCCGAGGUUGUAGCCAUGCAUAAGGCUAACGGCUCAGGUUUAUGGCUCGAUCGUCCACUUUCUGCAAAGUUACUACGAUAUGCAGCCAACGAUAUCCGUAUGAUAGCAAUGCUAUACGUGAAUUUCUCGCAGAAAGGAUGGAUUACCCGUGAUACUGUAUUCGUUUUACAGGACCAUAGCAUGCGCUACGCGAUCUCGCAAUGGCAUCAAGGAAGAACCGACGAUAAGAACGUCUUUCGCUCGUGCGCGAUCCUCCCGCUCGAUAUUUUGACGGAGCCGCAUGGAGUAUUGGAGAAAUGUGUAGGGUGCAAGAGGAUGUUGUCUCUGGAUUGCUUCCUAACGAGAAAGGAGCGCAAGAUUGUGACGCUGCGAAUGAGCGUAUGCCGGGCAUGUCAGGUCAUGGCCAUGAUGCGCAAGGUAUCCUUUUUCCACGCGUGGUUCAAGUUGGGACUUGGACCCAACCUCUCGCUGUCACCUUCGCCUUCUCUUGCUUAGAGGGUGUUCGAUUUUAUGCAAACCAUGCAGCUAACUAUUUCGUCAGAUCUUUUUUAUUUCAUUUGAGCUAGUUAUGUCUUAUGCUUACCAGUAUGACCCGUAUGAUAUGGUCAUGUUUCUUUGCCUCUCUCUCUCUCUCUCUCUCU